This is a messenger RNA of Acanthoscelides obtectus, 2740 nucleotides long. The record is from the annotation of a GenBank genome assembly. Lineage: Eukaryota; Metazoa; Arthropoda; Insecta; Coleoptera; Chrysomelidae.
UUCAAAUUAACGGGUAUUUUUAUGGCGUUUUUUGUGUGUUUUGUGUUGCUGACAGAAGUUAUAAUGAAAUAUUAAAAAUUUCUGGGGUUCUCUUUCGAUACGAAGCAUUUUCAAACGUUCCUUAACAUAUAAGCCCAAAAUGACUGCAAAGGAAAAUAGAACUAACGAAGAUGAUUCUGAUGAAGAGUUAGCAUUCUCCGAUGAUGAUGCAACAUUCGUUGAUGGUAUCAGGAUACCUCCUCCAACAAAACCAACACUCUCAUUCGAUCCAACUGGACCACGUCUCAUAAUCACCAAAAUAGACAAUAACUUCUUCAAGAGCUAUGCAAAAGGUCAAGUACUUGGGCCUUUCCAUAAGUGUUUCAAUGCCAUAGUAGGCCCUAAUGGAAGUGGUAAAAGCAAUGUCAUCGACUCUUUACUAUUUGUUUUUGGAUAUCGUGCUACAAAAAUUAGAUCAAAAAAGGUAUCUGUUCUACUACACAACUCUGCAAACUAUAGAAAUAUCCAGUCCUGUACUGUCGCUGUGCAUUUUGCACUAAUUAUAGAUAAGGACGGUGAUGCAUAUGAUACUGUGCCAGGUAGUGAAUUUGUUGUUUCUAGAACAGCAAAUAAAGAUAAUUCAUCCUUUUAUCAGUUAAAUGGUAGAAAAGUUCAGUUUAAAGAGGUUGCGGUGCUCUUGAAACAACAUGGCAUUGACUUGGAUCACAACCGGUUCCUGAUUUUGCAGGGUGAGGUAGAACAGAUUGCUAUGAUGAAAUGUAAAGCUGAAAAUGAGAAUGAGUCUGGUAUGUUAGAAUAUUUGGAAGACAUCAUUGGCACAACUCGUUAUAAGAAACCACUUGCCCAAGUUCAUGAAAGAGUGGACAUCCUGUCAGAGAGGAGAAUUGAAAAACUGAACAGGCUCCAAAUGGUGGAAAAAGAAGUACAAGAACUUAAAGGUCCUAUGGAAGAAGCAGUAGGGUUUUUGAAAGUAGAAAAUACUGUUGUGAGCAGCAAGAAUUUCCUUUACCAAAAGGAAAUUUAUGUUUUGAAUAAAAAGCUAACAAAGAUCAAUGAGGACAAAAGCGAGAUUGCUGAAGUUCAGAAAAAAUUCCUGGACACCUUAGCAGACAUAGAGCACAAAAGGAAGGAGAAAGCGAAGGACUUACAUGUAGAAUCAGCGCGAUAUGAAGCUCUUCAAAAAAGGAAAGAAGAACUUAAUGAAGCAUUCAAUAAUGCAAACAAAAAAGACAUUCAGCUACAAGAAAACAUGGUACAGAUGAAUACAAGGCGUAAGAAAACUAAAGAGCUGCUAGCUCAGGAGAAAAAGAAAUUGGAUAAACUAGAAAGAACUCCAGAGGAAACAGAAAUGGGAAUUGCCGAAUGUGAGAAAAAAGAAGCAGAGCUGACGGCUAAAAAGGAAAAGCUAGAUGAAGAAAAAGCAAGAGUUUUAGCUAGCAUAAGAACUGAAACAGAGGCAUUGCAAGAAAAAAAGGAAGAAAUUCAAACAGACUUAGUUGUGUUGAAAAAAACUGUAGAUGAGACAAAAGCGGCGCUCGCAUUAGCAGAGUCGGAACUGAAAAUAUACACAAGCAACGAAGAUGGAGCUAGAACCGAAUACGAAGACGUGAAAACUGUAUAUGAAAACGCUGCCUCUACCAUUGAAGAACGCACCAGACAAGUAAAUACGUUGAAGAAGAAAAUUCCAGCAACUGAAAAGUCGCUUAAAGAUGCUACGGCAGAGUUCAACACUGUUAAAAUGCAGGAGGCAAAACUUCUUGAUGAGAUUAGGAAAAAGAGAUCCUUCUUGGAAGAACGUCGAAGUUCUAUGCAAGCAAGUAGAUCACAGGGACGAGUUUUGGAUGCUUUGAUGCAACAAAAGAGGGAAGGGAAAUGUCCUGGAUUGUAUGGUCGUUUGGGAGACUUGGGAGCGAUUGAUCAAAAGUAUGACGUUGCAAUUUCUACAGCCUGUGGACCAUUGGACAAUAUCGUGGUUGAUACAGUGGAUACAGCACAUUGGUGUAUAGAUUACUUGAAGAAACACGAUAUCGGACGAGUUACAAUCAUCGUGUUAGAAAAACAGGAACAUCUGAGAGCAACUGCGAAUACAAAAAUAAAAACUCCUGAAAAUGUGCAUAGACUGUUCGACCUGGUGAGAGUGAACGACGAAACUAUUCGCACAGCGUUUUAUUAUGCAUUAGGAAACACUCUUGUAGCUGACGAUAUCGAACAAGCCACAAGAAUCGCGUAUGGGGCCCAGCGGUAUCGUGUGGUUACUCUGGGUGGCGGUUUGAUUGAGACAUCUGGUACUAUGAGUGGUGGUGGAAAAACUGUCAGCAAAGGAAGGAUGGGCCAAUCGGUCAAAGUAUCCAACGUGGAUCCGAGAGAGUUGGAACAAUUAGAAGAAAGUCUGCAAGAAAUGGAAGACAGCGUUCGUGAAUUAAGGCAGAAACAUAAUUCUCUCGAAAAUCAGGUCAAUGCUCUACAACCAGAGUUGAGACAAAUGAAAAUUGACUAUGAAAAGUUCACUAUGGAAUUGCAGCAAUUACAACAGCAGCAGCCACAACUGAAACGUCAACUAAAAGAACUGGAAGACAAAGCAAAUAGUUCUAAAGCAAACCCAGCACAAGUCAGGAAAAUGACUAAAGUGAUAGAGGAGAAAGAAAAUUGUUUGAGGAAGCUUCUGAAGCUGCAAACGCCUUGCAGACUGAAGUUGAUAAGAUAUCCAAGGAAAUUAAUGAUAAGACACUGGGUAAGAUGA